AAAUAAGGAAAUGACGUGAGGUGUGCAGUAUUUCUUCUUUGGGAAGCCAGGGAGCUGGAAAAGCUUUCAUGGGGCACUUCUGUUAGAGUUGACAUGAGCGAUAGUAAGAAACGACAGUCAGCGAGAGCACGAAAGCAAAGGAGUUGCACAAAGAUGGAAGACUGUUUGAUAGAAGACCAGACAACCUUUUACUCAAAGGCAGAACACUAUUGGAAGGAAGUCCCACCCACUGUGGAUGGAAUGCUGGGGGGUUAUGGCAGCAUUUCUAGCAUUGACAUUAAUGGCUCCAAAAAGUUUCUACAGAAAUUCCUUGGGGAAGGCCAGGGUAAGACUGGGACAGGCUGUGCUCUGGACUGUGGCGCAGGAAUCGGCCGUAUCACCAAGCGCCUGCUGCUGCCCCUCUUCCGUACAGUGGACCUAGUGGACGUGACACAGGAGUUUCUGGAUAAAGCUCGUUCCUACCUGGGUGAGGAGGUCAAGCAAGUGGAGAACUACUUCUGCUGUGGCCUACAAGACUUUCAGCCCCAGCCAGAGCGCUACGAUGUCAUAUGGAUCCAGUGGGUGAUUGGUCACUUGACCGAUGACCACCUGGUGGAAUUCCUGAGGCGUUGCCGGAGCGGUCUUCGUCCAGAUGGCCUGAUUGUGGUGAAGGAUAAUGUUGCGUUUGAAGGUGUAAUACCUGAUGAUGUUGACAGCAGCGUGUGUCGGGACCUGAAUUUACUACAUCGCCUAGUAGCCCGGGCCGGACUCAACAUCAUCUGUGAGGAGCAGCAGCAGAACUUCCCUGAGGAAAUCUAUCAGGUCCACACUCUAGCACUCAGAUAGCUGUGAGCACUGAACGAGGGGGUUUUAUGUGUUUGUUCGGAAGCCAAUAAUGUGAGAACAAUUUAAGAUCAAUGUUAGCUACACAGGAAGCUACGUGUUGCUGCCAAUGUGAUCACGUUUUUUUUUU
Molecule: messenger RNA, 952 nt
Organism: Sinocyclocheilus grahami
Lineage: Eukaryota; Metazoa; Chordata; Actinopteri; Cypriniformes; Cyprinidae
Product: N-terminal Xaa-Pro-Lys N-methyltransferase 1
Exons: 4
Coding region: 94-825 (243 amino acids)
Biological process (GO): N-terminal protein amino acid methylation
Cellular component (GO): cytoplasm
Molecular function (GO): N-terminal protein N-methyltransferase activity
Source: RefSeq, a predicted model, not a curated record